Oryzias latipes (Japanese medaka) is the source of this 1939-nucleotide messenger RNA. Its product is annotated as abhydrolase domain containing 6, acylglycerol lipase. NCBI's taxonomy places the organism in Eukaryota, Metazoa, Chordata, Actinopteri, Beloniformes, Adrianichthyidae. Gene Ontology annotation, cellular component: AMPA glutamate receptor complex; membrane. Gene Ontology annotation, biological process: acylglycerol catabolic process. Gene Ontology annotation, molecular function: monoacylglycerol lipase activity. The record is from RefSeq and is a predicted model, not a curated record.
ACGGCGCCAAAACGUCCAAAAGCAAACCGGCAGGAUCAAACCACGGAGGACGUAACAGGCACUCGCACGCGGGGAAUGUUACGGUUUUCGUUAACGAGUUGUUCCUGGAUGGGUAACGUUGUAGCUCAGCUCCAGACUGAGCGGGAAGAUGAGUCAGUCUUUGGCUCUAAGGUUGCAGUGAUGGAGUGCAGAGGGAUGAUGCUCACUGGAGGGAUCUUGCUUCUGCCAGUGCUGGUUUUUGUCACCUCCCUGCUCUUCUGGCCCGGAGUGCUCCUAAAGGCCUACAACUGGUACUGGCGCCGCAGGCUGGGACUGGUGGUCCGCUACUCUCACAGUGGAAGUUAUCGCUUCUGCUACUUCAGCCGCGGGACACCAGGGGGAACCACUCCUUCACUUCUUCUGCUGCAUGGCUUCUCAGCCAGCAAAGACAUGUGGCUUCCUGUCAUUAACUUCCUCCCCAAAGAGCAGCACGUGGUGUGUGUGGACAUGCCAGGACACGAAGGGACGAGUCGCACCGGCGCCGAGGAUUACAGCAUUCAGGGUCAGGUCAGCCGCAUCCACCAGUUCGUGCAGAGUGUCGGUCUGCAUGAAAGACCCUUCCACCUGGUUGGGACCUCGAUGGGGGGAAACGUUGCAGGUGUUUAUGCUGCUCGGUACCCCUCUGAUCUGUCCAGCCUCACCUUGGUGUGUCCCGCAGGGCUGAUCUAUCCCACAGAAUCAAAGUUCAUUGUCAGACUGAAAGAGCUGGAGCAGAACAUCACCCAGGAAAAGUCCAUCCCGCUAAUCCCCAGAACCGCUCAGGAGCUGGAAGACAUGCUGAAACUGUGCUGCCACACAACCCCCCGCCUCCCUCAACAGGUCCUGCGGGGUCUGCUGGCCAACAGGCUUCCCAACAACGAUUUCUACAGAGAAGUUUUCUUGGAGAUUGUUGGGGAGGAGUCUCGUCAUUCGCUACAGGAUCACCUUCAUCUGAUCACAGUUCCUCUGCAGGUCAUCUGGGGGAGGCAGGACCAGGUGGUAGAUGUCUGUGGUGCAGCGGUCAUCCAGGCGGCGCUACCUCACACCCAGGUGGACGUGGUGGAUAACUGUGGUCACUCUGUGGUGUUGGAGAGGCCAAGAAAAAUGGCGCAAUUGUUAAUGGACUUUGUGUCCGCACAGGAAGUCUGGGAUGCAAAGAGCAAGAAACUUUCCUGAAGGAAGCGUUUUUGACUCUAAAAGAAAAGAAAUGAAAUAAGUUAUGAUGAUGUUAAUCGCUUUUGUUUUGGUUUUCUUGAAAUGUAUUUGUGAAUUCUGAAACCUUUCCUACAUUCCAUGGACUCAAAUCUAAGCACACAUUAAGAGAGUGAUCUGGUUUUAUUUCAACAAAUAACUUCAGAAUGAAGUCAUCAGGAGAACCUUCCUCUCAGAAAUGUUGCUUUUCUCAUACAAAAAUACAUUCUGCUACUGUAAAUGGACAGUUUUUACCCUAACUUUAGUCCUUUACUUUUAAAAACAGAAUGAAACCUGUGCUGUUCGUGUAAUGCUGCAAUAUUUUUUGGACAAAUGGAAGAAAAAAUCUGUGAUGAUCCGAUUCUUUAGGGAGCAGAAAAUAACGUGGAUUUGGCUAAAACGAAAAAGAAAACUUUUUGUGUUUUUUAUCACACAACUGUUUGCAUUACAAACUGGGUCUUUGUUGAACGUUUUUCUGUCUUAAUGCUUUCAGAAAAAGAUGUUUCUGUUUUAUUGAAGAAAGUCUUUUUUCAUUGUCAUUGGAGAAACUGUGAAGUCGGAAUGCAUGGACCUGUUUUCAUUUGUUCCAGGAUCGUAUCUGAAGAGCAAACCAGAUAAAAGAAAAACCAUCUAAGGGUAUAUAACAAAGUAUUGUGUUGAACUUUGUUAUUGAACAAAUACUUAUUUUCCACAAUAAUUUGCUAAUAAAUUCUGACUGUGAUUUUCUGGA